GAUGUGACGUCGGAAGGAAAUAUGGCGCUUUGGAGGGAUGAGUUUCAUGAUAGUCAGGUUUGAUUUAAACAUGCUACUUGUUUGAAUAACGUCAAAAGCGGGCUUAAAGAAAAUAUGUCCGGCCGGAAGCGGUGGUCGCCCCUUUUGUCAGAAUGGACAACGGGACGGUGCUUUUCGUAGCCGUGUUUGUUGUUAGCUAGCUAAUACUGUUACCACGGACAUGCUAGCUGAAGCUAGCUGGCUAAUUGGACGGCUAAACACUUCUUGUUAGCUAAGCCAGGAGGAUGAAGACCCGUCCUGGAUGUGUUUUGUUGCUGGGCAAUGCCAUUUUUCUGUCGGCAUGCUGGCUGGCUCAAGGAGCUCCUGUUCAGUUUCACCAUAGAGCAGACAGAGGCUCAGACGACCCAUUGUAUGUGUCCCUCUACCUGUCUCUGACGGUGUCCCUGACAGCACUGGUGGUCCUGGUGGUGGUGUUGGUGAACUGUGUGACCUGCUGCAAGGAGAGGGAAAUCAACUUCAAGGAGUUCGAAGAUCACUUUGACGAUGAAAUUGACUUCACCCCGCCAGCGGAGGACACACCGUCUAUGCAGUCACCUGCGGAGGUGUAUACCCUCGCUGUCUCCCCUGUGGCCUUGCCUGGACCCCCGCACCUCCAACCUAAUGCGCCCAUCACAGGGGGAUCCACAGGCUUCCAGAUAGCCCGACAUAGUCUGAGUUACAUCCAAGAGAUUGGCAAUGGGUGGUUUGGCCAGGUGAUUCUGAGUGAAAUCUACACGGAUCCAGGUGGCACCAGAGUGGUAGUAAAGGAGCUAAAAGCUAAUGCAAAUGCCAAGGAGCAGAAUGACUUCCUGCAGCAGGCGGAUCCUUAUAGGGUAUUGCAACACCCAAACAUCCUCCAGUGCCUUGGACAGUGUGUUGAAGCGAUUCCCUUCCUGCUUGUUUUUGAGUACUGUGAAAUGGGGGAUUUGCGAGGCUAUCUGUCUCAGCAGGUCUGUACCUUCAGAAGUUCUGAAAUGCUCCAGCUGCAACGGAUGGCCUGUGAAAUCGCUGCCGGUAUCGCUCAUCUUCACAAAUACAACUUCCUGCACAGUGAUUUAUCUCUGAGGAACUGCUACCUGACGGCCGAUCUCACAGUCAAAGUGGGGGACUAUGGAAUCGGGCCUUAUGCAUAUAAAGAGGAUUACAUCAUCACAGAGGACGAUGUAUUUGCGCCCCUUCGCUGGUUGGCUCCUGAACUUGUGGGGGAGCGCCAUGGGGGUGUUGUCACGAUGGAGCAUACGAAGGCCAGCAAUGUUUGGGCAUUGGGGGUCACUCUAUGGGAGCUUUUUGAGAAUACUGGUCAGCCAUAUCCACACCUGUCUGACCGGGAGGUUCUCAAUCAUGUGAUCAAGGAGCAACAAGUCAAACUCUUCAAGCCACAGCUGGAGCUUCCGUAUUCGGACAGAUGGUAUGAGGUCCUGCAGUUCUGCUGGCUCUCUCCAGAUAAGCGGGCCACAGCAGAGGAAGUGCACCGCUUGCUCAUCUAUCUGCGCAUGCAAGGCCAAAAGGACAUAGAAGAUGACUUUGAUCAACGCUGGGAUGCCCUCAAGCCCAAUGUUUCCACACGUCAGACCACCGUCAGCCACUCCUCCUUCCCCAUCCUGGAACAGUUUGGUGACGAUGCCUUGCAGCAAGAUAUCGACGAGGUGUUAACUGUCACCGAGACUAGCAAAGGACUAAGCUUUGAGUACGUUUGGGAGGCGGCCAAACAUGACCAUUAUGACGGCAGCCAUUCCCACGCAGGCGUGGACACGACGGUCAACUACCACAGCAUGUUCUUUCCCGUUUCCACCGAAGACAUCCAGGCCCACUUCCCGGACCCUGUGGCCAGAUCAGCAGCUGCUAGUAGUGGGAACACUCCUUCGGGGAUCCCUGGGAUUGUACCAGUGUUUGAUGCCCAGAAGCCAUCAAAUGGCAACGCCUAUUACAUACAGUUAGAAGAACAAGCAGGAGAAAGCACUCAAAACACAGACUUCACUUCAAGCCAGCAAGACUUUAUUGUCCUUCAAGAUGUUCGUUUGGAUGAAUCUAGCACUGAGGCGGACUUUUUUCACCACAGUAUCGACUCCAAGGAUUCCUAUUUGCCCGAUAGUCACAUCUGGUCCUCUCUUGAAAAUGACAGUCCAUACCACACCAAUAUUUUCACCGAGGGAGAGUCCAAGCAGGAGGACUCUCUUUCUUGGAGACAGGAUUUAGCAGAUCUUCCAGAGCGUAACGGGAACCCUUUCUGUAGUAAUACUCCUGUGGACGUACAGGACUUAAAUGCACGGGAUUCUUUUUUAGGGGGUGGUUCAGAAGCCACUUACCGGACUCUGGAGGAGGACUCAGUGGAGAGUGACAGCACUGAUGUGAAGAGGCUUCUGAACACUGAAAAACUGGCAGAUAAUUUUAUGUUUCUUAAAGAGCAUAAUCUGAUGAAAGACGGUACAAGGUUUCAGAAUUUUUUAUCACCCGGUGUCAUCCAUGAACCGGAGGACACCUUCAAAAUGGGCUCUUGGGACAACCCUGACACUUAUGGCAGCUUAAACACAGUAGAUACUUACUUAACACCUGCAUGGAGUAGCACAUCCCCAACAAAUGGACUUUUAGAAUCAUCAAGUACCAACUUUGGGGCACAUAAUCCUUUUCGGGUAGAAACGGAAACCGUGGUGCCUUCGAUUACAAUUAUGACAGAAGAUGACACAAGCAACCAACUGCCAGUUAGUAACCGUUCUUCCACGGAGGAUCUUGCUCUGCUCCAAUCCUCAGACAGAUACACAAGCUCUGAUUUGGAUCCGGAUCCUACCUCUGAGAGGUUUGAUCUUUUUAGUCAGCCUGGUGAUCACAUUCCCAUGUUCUCUGAAAGUGCCACUCCAGACAUUUUGUGCACAAAUGCCAAACUUUCCAGCCUUGAGCGUGAUUUUGGAACCUCAAACAGCAGAGCUCAAAAACUCAUACCCGAGAAGUCGAUAGUCCAACCGUCUGUUGACGAUCAAACGAGCCAUGAUCUUUUGAGUGAACUCAUUGAGGAUGCAGACAUAGGAACGGAAACAGCACUGUCUGACCAUGAAGAAUCCUUCAUGGAUACUCACGAACAACAGUCUCUGUUAGUCUCUGGACCGUCUUUGGACCAGAUCAGCCAAGACAGUUUACUAGAGGACAGCAUCUCCACUACUCUGCCAACUGUGGACCACUCAGCUGAGACACCAGACUCUUUGGACUCCCUCGACAUUCACAGGCUCGGCGAUCAGCACAAACUCCAACCGCCGUAUAAAAUAUCUGACAGUGGCUAUGAGACGGAGAACCUGGAGUCUCCUGAGUGGAACUCUCAGCCUAAUGAUAAAGACCUGUCCCCUGUAAAAGAUGCCCCAAGUGUAGCCCAGAAGCAAAAAGAAACUGAAGAACCAACCGCUGUGAUGAAUCUGGUUCCGCCAGAGAUAGUCAUCUCUGAAGCCGAAGGCACUCUGGACUCUCCCAGGGAGGAUCUGACCAGUGUUGGUCUCGCCGAUGAACCGCUCAUGAGCACAAACUACAGAGACUCCGCCUACUUCUCAGACAACGAAUCAGAGCCAGAGAAGAAAUGUGAAGAAACGAAGUCACAUUUAGCUGAAGUCACAUCGCUGAGGGACUCCACCAACGAUAGCAGUGCUGCUGCUCCUGAUCGUCAACAGGAAAAACCGGCAGAGAGUAGUUUGGAUUCUCUACUCCCACUGCAAGAAUUUACUGCUGCUGCUCAGGGUAAUGUCAAAGUAGAUCCAAAUCCAGAAGGACACUCAAAUAUCCAACGAUCCCUCAGCUGGCCCAGUCCCAGUGGAGAUAAACCAGACUCUUUUGGUGAUCCAGACCAUUCUAUACUCUCCAGUCCACUCCCAUCUACUGAUGGUGGCAUUCAUGCCAAGCUAACCAGGACUUGUGCUGGCGAGGGACACAAAAUAAAGGAGCCUGAUGUGGAAGGCCGUUACCUGGGCAGGCGGGACGGCUUGGGUCCGGAUGGCCUUGAGGAUGGAGCGGAUGCUGAUGAGGAGAACGAAAACAGCGAUGACUCCGAUGAAGACGUCCAUGCCUACCAGCUGCACAGCUCCAGCUCCAGCUCGGACAGCGAGGACGACGGCGUACACACAGUACCGCUCAUCAUCUCGGAUGAUAGCGAUUCAAAGAACCUGAGGAGCUUGUUGAAACCUUCUACUCUCAACAUCGAGGCUUCAUCCCCAACGUCUCAUGCCGAUACCGCCAGAAGAGCCGUGUCCUUCUUUGAUGACGUCACCGUCUACCUGUUUGACCAGGAGACCCCCACCAAGGAACUGGGUGACCACUCCUCAGGUUCUAACAACCACACACCAGAGUUCAGCAGCCCCGUGUCAAGUUCUAGCUACCUGAACCGCUUUACUAACUCUGAAAGCUCCACAGAUGAAGAAGGUGGCGGUUUUGAGUGGGAUGAUGACUUCCCUUCCGCACCCGCCUUUCCCUCCAAGACGCACAAAGACAUCCCACCCAAAAGCAUCUCUACUCCACCCCUCAUGGCGGCGUCCGGCUGGAGCAGCUCGCCCAACUACUCUCGCUUCACCAUCUCGCCGGCCAGCAUCGCUAGCUUCUCCUUGACGCACCUCACAGACUCGGACAUGGAGCAAGGAGGCAACAGUGAAGAUGGAGAAAAGGACUAACAAAACCAUCAGGACACGCUCCAACUUUAACACUUGCACUUUGGGGAUUAGAGCCAGAUGGGAAAAGGACAAAAGACAUUUCGUCCCCAGGGGGGCGGAGCCUAUUCCUGAGCCUCAUCAUCAUCAUCAUCCCUCUUUGUCUCCGUCUCUCUCUGUGUCUACACGUGUGCAAUUCCACAUCGCGGGUCUAGCAUGGAAAUGCUGGGCUGUAAGACCUCAUCGGGCGUAUUCCUACUGAACGUUGGGCUGCUUUUUCCUUCUACUUCACUGUCACCAAAAACAAGGAAUAUUUUUGGAAAAGUACACUACAAAUAGGAAUAAGCUCUUUGAAUUGAAUAUUUAUCAUUGGUUCGUCUGCGUUUUUUUUUUUUUUUUACAGUUGCCUUUUGUUUUGGUAGUCAUCUUCAAUACUCCUAACUAGUUGAUGGAGAAGAACUUGUCUGUGUAGCAUCUUCCUAACCAGACGGCUUACAGUUUGCCAACAAUGACUGAAUGGCUGGCUUCUCUGUUGUCUCACCCCCCCGCCCCCUCUCUAUACAUGACACGCAUGUACCUUCAUGUUGUGCUUUGAGACCUCAGUAAUGACAGUGAAAACAUUUAAAAAGGACAAAAUAGUUUUAUAAUUCUAAUUUUGGCCAGCUGAUGUCGGGUCUGGGCCCUUUUUAAUGUCACACUACCAAACUUUGACUUUUAUUUUGAAACGUCCAAAUGAAGACGUCGGAGAUGUUUUGUAUAAAAAUGAAAAAUGUGCAAUGGAUUUGUAUUUAGGGAUGGACCAAUUGAUAGGAUGACUUGGUGAGCAGCUGCUCACUAAACUAGAAUCACUGCGGCAUUAAUCAACACUUCUGACAUGAACACAAAGCUACUCUUUAGCAUUUUUGUUUAUCUUUAUUUGAUUUGGGCUUUUCUUUCUCUUCAUUUGUUUUGUUUUCCUACUUAAUACAUUUUCAUAGAUUUUGCUUUAGCUUGUUUAUUUUGUUUUAAUUUUACUUCUAGGUUGUUUUUUUUUAUCUUUGAUUUGGGCUUUUCUUUCUCUUCAUUUGUUUUCUACUUAAUUUUCAUAGAUUUUGCAUUAGCUUAGCUUGUUUAUUUUGUUUUCAUUUUACUUCUAAGUUUUUUUUAAUCCUUAUUUCAUUUGGGCUUUUCUUUCUCCAUUUGUUUUCUACUUAACUUUCAUAGAUUUUUUAGUUUAUUUUGUUUUAAUUUUACAUCUAGGUUUUGGUUUAUUCUUUUUUAGUGAUUUUAAUUUUUUUAAUUUAUUUUUUACAAUGACAUUUGUAAUUUAAUGGAAAUUUGAUGCCCAAAGAACCUGUGAGGGGGGAUUUUGUACCACUUCUACCCACUCAGUUGUUCAUUUAGCUGGCUGUCAAUCAUCUCAGUGACUGUAUGUGUGUGUUGUGUCCUAUCCAAUGAUGCAGUAAAAACUGGGUAAUACACUCUUCUAACAACUCGAUGUUGAUAAAUAUUUUGACCUAUCAAGACGAUGACGUGUCCUCAUAGUUGAAAAUAUUAUUUAAAGGACUUCUCCUGGACGACACAUUUGCUUAAUAUUGCACAUUUGACAAAAGUAACUUAAGUGUACUGAUGUGUGUAAAUAGUUUUUGUUUUACUGUUAAUGGGGGAUAUGACCCACAUGUGAGUAGGUAGGGACUUUUUUUUUUGUUUUCCUUCCCCUGUGAGCGCAAGCCAAGACGAUCACGGGAACAUAUCAAUCAUAGUGGCUAUGAAUCAUGGAUUAAUGCUGUCCCUGUUGAUUUUUGGGGGUGGGAAGUGGGGAUAUUUUUACUUGUUUCACAUGAAUCAUGCAUUAGUGUCAUUGAAUGAAAUGUUUAUAAUUACACCGUUUAAUAUGAAAAUAAAUGCAAAUGAACUCA
This is a messenger RNA of Doryrhamphus excisus (bluestripe pipefish), 6553 nucleotides long. The record is from RefSeq and is a predicted model, not a curated record. NCBI's taxonomy places the organism in Eukaryota, Metazoa, Chordata, Actinopteri, Syngnathiformes, Syngnathidae.